Molecule: messenger RNA, 1047 nt
Organism: Suillus fuscotomentosus
Lineage: Eukaryota; Fungi; Basidiomycota; Agaricomycetes; Boletales; Suillaceae
Exons: 11
Coding region: 115-789 (224 amino acids)
Source: RefSeq, a predicted model, not a curated record
UAUGACUACUUUGUCACCUUACACUCUGAAGUCCAAUGGACCUGGGGACGGAAGUGGGGAAUCACUCGGACCGUCUUCACGUUCUCACGAUAUGGACCUUUUGCUUGUGCGCUUAUGACCUCGUACUCCGCUAUCAAGACAUGGGGCACGCAAGAUUGUGCACCUUUUAAUGAUGCUUUAAAUGGCCUACACUUCUUGAGCAUUAUUGCCGCAGAAGUUUUGUUGAUUUUCAGGGUCUACGCCUUCUCUGGCAAAAAAAAGGCUUAUCUUAUAAGUAUCCUCUUAUUUGGUUCGGCCAUCUUAGUGGCAUCUGUUGUCAUAAGUGCUGCCCCCAUCAAUUGGAGGAUCCCAGGAGGCGAGUCUCAAGGCUCACUUCUCAGUCUCAGUAUUCAUCCCCUUUCAGGUUCCCCUUGCGUGAUGGAAGGGGCUCAUAGCAGCGCCCUUCCGUAUGCACUCUUAAUGUUCUUUGAGAUAGUUCUCAUGUCCACCACUGCAUUCUUGAGAUAUCGACACUAUCUGGGCUCUCAUAGUGCUUUGAUGAAGAGUGUUUAUCGCGAUGGACUACUCUACAUGCUAUGCAUCACAAGUAUCGAGGCCAUUCUCUCGUACAGCGAAACGCUAAACACACCUCAAAUUGUUGCGCACAGUGUUCUUGCUUCUCGAAUACUAUUCAAUCUCCAAGAAAGCAUGGCGCAACCGCUCAUACCAACCUACCGAUCAGCGACUUCGAUUGAAUUCAAUGCGCGAUCUGGAGGCAAUCAGACAGCUAGCCAGGCAGACGAAGCUUAAACCUGCUGAUAAUUUUCUUGUGCUUUCCGUGUCCUUCAUAUUUUAGUGGUGAGCUACUCCAUCACCCAGGUGUAUGCGUUCUCCAUGCCAACAAACGCCUGUCGCCGACAUCUGCAUGUAGCCACCGCUCAUCAUUUCUUGUAUAAUUCAGAUUCUAUUGCAAUUCAGAUACUUAGUGGUGCUCUUCCAAUUUUAUUGGUCAUGCAAAUAUGUGCUGGGACCACGCCUCAUCCUUAGCGUUCGAGAAUAUCAUACCAG